Messenger RNA from Solanum verrucosum, 594 nucleotides. Its product is annotated as protein EARLY RESPONSIVE TO DEHYDRATION 15-like. Bases 30 to 392 code for a protein of 120 amino acids. Lineage: Eukaryota; Viridiplantae; Streptophyta; Magnoliopsida; Solanales; Solanaceae. The transcript has 2 exons. The record is from RefSeq and is a predicted model, not a curated record.
UUUUGUUUGGAAAAAAUUGUUCAUCAACAAUGGCGACUUCAACCCUAAAUCCUAAUGCUCCAAUGUUCGUUCCCUCCGAAUAUCGUCAAGUGGAGGACUUCUCCGAUCACUGGUGGGAUCUGGUUCACUCUUCUCCUUGGUUCCGCCAUUACUGGCUUCGUGAAUGCUUCUCCGAUCCCGAAGCUGACCACGAUUUCUCCGAUACCUACGAUUCUCUUCUCCCUGAUACCGAUUUCAUCAAGCAAGAGGAGAAUAAGAAGGAACUGAUUACUUUGGGGAUGUUGGAAUGGAACAAAUCACGAGUUACAGCUGAAAUUCCAAAGUACGGGAAGAAAGUGCCGAAAAUCGUGAACGUCAAAGUGAGCCCUAGACAUAUUCAGCAGCCGAGAUAGAGCGAAUUACUACUCGGAAGCAUUUGAGUCAGUUAGUAUUGUGUAAAUAGUGCGUUCAACUUUUUUUGUUCCCCUUUUAAUCUUGUUUUUAUCUUUCACUGGUUCAUUUUUUUUAGCAUAAAAAAACUUGUUGUAUAUAUUGCACUUUUCAACUUGCUUUUCCAAUAAAUGGCAGAACAGAAAACUAUGUUAUUAGAUUUAA